AGCUUUGAUUUCCAUAAAUUUAAAUAUAUUUUCAAAAUUAAUAAAAAAUUUCAAAAUUAGAAAUAAUUUAUAAGAUUAAAAAUGAUCCUAUUUGAAUUCCUAGUUAUUCUCGGCUUGUCUUCUUCAUUCAUCAAAGCGAAAAACUUGAAAUCACUGAGCUGUUCGUCUUCAUUUCCUGAAGUUUGUGGACCACAUGCAAUUUGUAUUGAAGAAGAUCCAUUCGAAGAGUCAAAUAAGUUAUCGUAUUGUGAAUGCAAUUCUUUUGCUUAUGGAGCGCCUCCAUAUUGUAAAUCAAAAUGCAAAGAAAAUUGCAAGUCAAAUGAAUAUUGUGACAACAUCCAAAAGGUGUGCAUGAAAAAAUGCGAUGACGACGAGAAUUGUGCAAUCGAAGAGUACUGUAGAUUUCAUGAAGGUGAUUGCAUGAAAGGUUGUAGGAACCACAAAUCUUGUAAAGAUACUGAAUUUUGUGAUCCACAUAAAAGAGUUUGCACGAGUGGAUGUAGAGGAGAUGAAUUUUGUAAAUCCGAUGAAUAUUGUGACUUCUUCAAGAAUACAUGCAUUAAAGGCUGUAAAGAUGAUUAUUCUUGUAAUGACGAUGAAUAUUGUGAUAGUUUUAAUGACAGAUUAUGUAAAAAAGGAUGUCGUGAGUGGCCAGGAAAUUGUAUAAAAGGAGAAUUUUGUAAUUCUGAUAAUCAUGAAUGUGAAAAAGGUUGUGAACAUGACACACAUUGUAAAUCAAAUGAACUAUGUAACUUAAACAACAAAAAGUGUUAUUCUUAUUGCCAUGAAUCUCCAUGCGGAAAUAACUCUGUUUGUACAAUAGUAGACAAUAAUCGUCAUUGUUCGUGCAAGACUGGAUAUUCUCCUUUACGAAGAGUUGGAUGCAAACGCAAUCGUGGAAGUGGUUCUAUCGUGGAUGUUAAUGUUGACAAUAUUGAUUGUCAAAAAUAUUGUGGGCACCAAAGUAUGUGUGCUAUAGAGAACAACAAAAUUGCAUGCUACUGUUUAAAUGACAAUAGAAACAAUCCAUUCAUUGAUUGUGGAGUCUUGCAACCUAAUGUCCCUCCUCUACCAACUUCUUCAAGCAAUGCUAGUAUAGUUGAGUAAAGUGGCAUUUUUAAUCUGCUUGUAAUUUGGUAGAUUUUUAAUGGCGGUAAAAUUUAUUUAUUGAAAUGUGUGAUAAGGUUUAUUUAAAAUGUUAUAAAAUUUAUCUUAAAUAGUCUUUAAUUUUAUUUAAAUCAAAU
Messenger RNA from Chironomus riparius, 1244 nucleotides. NCBI's taxonomy places the organism in Eukaryota, Metazoa, Arthropoda, Insecta, Diptera, Chironomidae. The record is from the annotation of a GenBank genome assembly.